Letharia lupina is the source of this 2040-nucleotide messenger RNA. RefSeq lists its product as uncharacterized. The record is from RefSeq and is a predicted model, not a curated record. The coding region runs from base 1 to 2040 and encodes 679 amino acids. NCBI's taxonomy places the organism in Eukaryota, Fungi, Ascomycota, Lecanoromycetes, Lecanorales, Parmeliaceae. The transcript is spliced from 8 exons.
AUGAAACUCACCAACUUCCUCUCCUUACUGCUGGUCUUUCUUGGUCAACUCAACCUUAUCAACGGAGGGCAGGUUGCUCUUCGACCUCGACCGAAGACACCGUUACUGUCCAGAUCGAUUCCGACCAAUGGCUCGAUCUUCGACCCCACGGACGAGGAGUCCUUCUACACGGUUGGGGACGAUCCGAAGACCGUCAUCAAAUCAAUCCAUCAAGCUUCGAAGCGCAAAUAUGUGAAUUUCGAGAAAUUCGAAGACUACCUGCGGCCCCAAGAGAGACUUUGCACGCCCACGCCGGAUAACAAAACCACAGUACUGACUUUCCCUCUGGAUCGUGCGCUCUAUCUUGCCGCUCGCGAGAGAUGGGCAGGGGAAACGAGGCUCGUUUUUAUCGGUCACGACCCUUCUUGUUACGCUCCGGAAGAGGAGCGAUCUUCGUUCAAGUCAUUGUCUAUUGCAUUCGACGAUGCUUUACAGAUUAUCCGGGUCAUUGGCAAACCCUUGCGUUUCGGAGACAGGCACUUUCCUGCGCCUACUGAACUAGUUGUUGGCAGGGCACCCCGAGAUGUCGUUCUGACUCCUCGUAUGACAAGUAAACAGGACCGUUGGCCGCAUGUGGGGAAUGCUCUCAACCCAGACAAACACAUCAGUUUCGACAGCGAAGAAAACGAGCCGCGCAAGAAGUAUUGGCCACCAGAGACCACCGGUGGGGUCGACCAGGAGUUUCAUAUCAUUUUCAAUCCGGUCAGUGGGUCUGACGACGACGAUGAGAACGACGAUAAAGAGGAUGAUGACGACCAUCACCACAGCCGCCGCGAUGAUGAUGAUGAUGAUGAUGAUGAUGAUGAUGAUGAUGAUGAUGAUGAAGGUGACUUCCGCGAAAUGUUUAAGAACCACAUCAAGCGCGCUUUCGUCAAAUACAGCGUGAGCGAUGAAAUCAAGAUUCGGAAACAAAUCGAAAUUCUCUCGAAUGUGGGAGCGGACUUAUUCUGCAAUGUAGCCCUCGUCGGUACCGCUCCUCCUGGUACCAUGUCAUGCACCCCUGCAUACACCGGAGGAGGCCUACAGUGGGAACCGUCCUCUGCUCCGGAGGAUAAAGCUGCUCGUGCAAAGGCGACGGGCCCAAAAGAGGUUGGGGAUCCGAAGGCGGGCUCUGGCAAGACCAGUUCCUGGGGCUACUCCAUCUGGCCCAUGGACGUCGGCAUAUAUGUUUGGAUGGAUCUUGGCAUUUCGACCCAAGUCAACCUGACUCUGCCGGGGUUUGAGGCGACGAUUCCGGUCGGGUCCGAAUUCGAGAUUGAUGUAAUGGGGGGCGAAGAUGGGGGCCCCAUUCACACCACCAACUUCGACCCCAUCAUCGAGAUAUUGAAAGCAGACCUGUCCAUUCAAUCCACCGAAAUCCACUACAACAUCGCCGUCGGGCCCAAAGCUGGCAUCAACAUUGGACUUCCAAAGGGUGACCUCGGGAUCGGGUUUGGGGUUAGGCUUGACGUCGUUAGGGUUGAUAAUAAGUGGUCGGAGUAUAAAAACGUCACCAGUGCUUGCACCGAGCCCAAAGGCGGCGAACAGAAAGACGGCGAGCCCACAGAGCAGGAGGAAGCGUUCGAGAACGCCUUUGGCUUCACCAUGGAUUUGAAAACGGGGAUCUACGCCUUCCUCAACCUCGCGGGUUUCUACGUCGACACGAAUUGGAUCGGCGACAAGGUGGGCAGCGACUUCUCCGGCCUCUACUGGGGCAUCAAAAGCCUCGUCGCCAAAUGCGGUGACUGUGGCGAGGAGCAGUGUGUUUCGCAAAAGAUGAACGACGUCCUCGACGUGGCGAUCGACGGCCUCGGUUUCAUCGAUUCGAAAUUCCGGGUCAGUGAGUUGACGGACAGCGAUCACGUUUCGAAGGACAGCAUCCUUUCGCUCAACGACCAGAUGGUGGGAGAGGAUAUGCCCACCGGGAACCCGGACGUAGCGUGCUAUGCGAAGCCGGCGUCCGGCAUCUCCCGUCGCGAAGUCUUUGGCGAUGAGGAUGUCAACGUAUGCCAACCGAAAUAA